UAUUUUUGUGCCCCUGUGAACGGGACUUUUAUUUUGGUUUGGCGAUGUGACGUCAUAAGGCUGCGCCGCGCUCCGGCAAUUUGUUGUGAUUCGACUGAAGACAGAAAUCCAUGUGACACUAUUACAAAGAUGGAGUUCAUUAAAGAGGAGACCGAAGACAUAAAGAUUGAAGAAGCAUUUGAAGUGAAACUUGAAGAUACUGAUGAAGAUAUAGACCUGAUGGCGCUUAUAGAGGAGAGUAGAGAUCGGUAUAAGAAACGUGACUGCGUUACUGGAGAAAAGUUAAGUUGUUCACAGACUGAAGAGACUUCCUCACAAGAAAAAGCUCAGAAGACUCGAAUUAGAAAUCGUGUCAGCUGCUCAGAGUGUGGAAAGUGUUUCAGUCAUCAAGGAAACCUUAAAGUCCACAUGAGGGUUCACACUGAAGAGAAGCCUUUCACCUGCCAACAGUGUGGAAUCAGUUUCACUCAGCAAGGAUGCUUUGAUAGACACAUGAGAGUUCACACCGAAGAGAAGCCUUACAGCUGUGAACUGUGUGGGAAGAGCUUCACAGCACAACUAAGCCUUGACUAUCACAUGAACAGUCACACAGAUAGGCCGUUUUCAUGUGAUCAGUGUGGAAAGCGCUUCAGACAUAAAGCAACCAUUAAUAAUCACUUGAAGAUUCAUUCAAGAUUGGAGAGUUUUACAUGUCGUCAGUGUGGAAUGAGUUUCACAGACACAAAUCACCUCAGGGAUCAUGUAAUAACUCACACCGGAGAGGAGCCUUACAUGUGCGAUCACUGUGGAAAGAGUUUCACAAACAAAAGAUCCCUCAAGGUUCACCUGGUAAUUCACACUGGAGAGAAACCUUUCAACUGCCUUGAGUGUGGAAAGAGUUUCAAAUUUAAAGAGAACUUUCUGACUCACAUGAGCGUUCACAGUGAAGAAAAGUCUUUCACCUGCCCAAUGUGUGGAAAGAGUUGCAAACUUAAAGGAACACUUAAGCUUCACAUGAAGCUUCACACUGGAGAGAGAUCUUAAAUGUGUAUCCAGUGUGAAAUUUUUGCAAACAUUUGCAAACUCAUUCUGUAACAUUGCCAUGUUCCUCAGUGUGAUGAUGUUUCCAAACGCCCAAUUUUUCAUUGACUGAAAAAGUGACAUUUCUUCCUCUUUGUGGGUUUCCUUUGUUGUUUUGUUUUGAAAUUAAAGUAUUAAGA
Onychostoma macrolepis is the source of this 1199-nucleotide messenger RNA. Its product is annotated as gastrula zinc finger protein XlCGF7.1-like. The coding region runs from base 130 to 1023 and encodes 297 amino acids. The transcript has 3 exons. Lineage: Eukaryota; Metazoa; Chordata; Actinopteri; Cypriniformes; Cyprinidae. Gene Ontology annotation, biological process: regulation of transcription by RNA polymerase II. The record is from RefSeq and is a predicted model, not a curated record. Gene Ontology annotation, molecular function: DNA-binding transcription factor activity; RNA polymerase II cis-regulatory region sequence-specific DNA binding.